Aphis gossypii (cotton aphid) is the source of this 1728-nucleotide messenger RNA. Its product is annotated as ETS-related transcription factor Elf-1-like. Gene Ontology annotation, molecular function: DNA-binding transcription factor activity, RNA polymerase II-specific; sequence-specific DNA binding. Gene Ontology annotation, cellular component: nucleus. The record is from RefSeq and is a predicted model, not a curated record. NCBI's taxonomy places the organism in Eukaryota, Metazoa, Arthropoda, Insecta, Hemiptera, Aphididae. Bases 288 to 1085 code for a protein of 265 amino acids. Gene Ontology annotation, biological process: regulation of transcription by RNA polymerase II; cell differentiation. The transcript is spliced from 4 exons.
CUAUAUACUAUAGUUAAAGUUAGUGAUGAUAAAUAGUGUACCAUAGAAAGAACUACGUCCGUCUUAUGGAAUAUAUACAUGCGUAUUUACAUGAUUUUGUACAGUUUAUAAAUUAACUAAAAGUAUUAUAUUAAUAUAUUUUGUGUUGUUUAAAAUUUGUGAUGUUUAAAUGUGCAUCAUAAUAAUAUCAUAUUAGAUACGUUAUUCGAAGUGUGUUUAAUCAAUAUCUGUAUAGAAUCAGUUGUACAAAUUUAUAUUACUUCGACAACAGUGUAACAAAAGCAUUCAUGAUGUGGGCGUUGAAUAAUGUGAACUUUGCAAAUACGUACGAAUCGAAUGAAUUUUGUAUGCCAGAUGAUUAUACCCUAUCGUCACAGUGGGACUAUGACGGUGGCUACUCGACCAACUACAGCGAAAACGAAAUAGAUCUCGCCACCGUGUUAAUGAACCUGAAAGAAGACUACCCCUCCCCAGUAGGAAGUUGCAAUGACCAUCAAGAACCAGCAUACUACGAUCCAACGACGACUGGUGCUGAUCAACAGCAUUAUCAUCAGGUGCUACAGUGGCAAUCUCCACCCUGCGAACAACCACAGCACGUGCUUGUGUACGACUCGCUGGACAGCGAUUACGUCCGUCCGUCACAUGAGAAUUGUCUAUUACCCACCAUAUUAGACGCAGACGAUGAAUUUUACAAAGCGAGUAACUCGUCAAUAGAGAAAAAACGAGCGGGGCGGCCACGCGGCACGAAGGCGAAACGGUCGAAAGCUGAACCCAAACUGAGCAGGAUAUGGGAAUUCAUAAGGGAUCUGCUGUUGAACUCGCAAUACUGCCCGACCUACAUAUGUUGGGAGAACUACGAGGAGGGCAGGUUCAGGUUCGUGCAAAGCGACAAGGUAGCAAAGCUGUGGGGCAAGUUCAAGCGCAACGAGAGGAUGAACUACGAGAAGUUCAGCAGAGCCAUGCGGUACUAUUACAAAACUGGUGUCUUGUUGCCAGUACAAGGCAAACGGCUCGUUUACAAGUUCGGGCCAAAGGCCACUGGGUGGCACACGGACAAUCCAAAUUUCAAAAAUUAUACAUUUUAGACGACACCGAACCAGUUAAUCGUCUUAUACGUUCAUACCUCUUGCUAUGUUAUUAUAAUAUUAUUACAUCAUUAUAAGUAAUAUUGUGUUAUAUCAUAUAAGACGUUGGACAUUUGUGUAUUAUUAGUGGCUAUAAUAUGGUACACAAUUUCUGUGUUACGAACUACGUAAAUGCAUAGUGCCUACCGUGUAGGUUAAUGAACACCAUACUUACCAACAAUUUCGAUUGUCAUGGAAAUCAGAAAAUACCUCAAACAUUUAAACGAGUAUGAUUUUUGUAUGAUGAAAUCGCAAGUAUUUACCAACUUAAAUAAUAUAUCUUUUUUUUUUAAAAAAAAAAAAAAUGUUUAUACCUUACCAUUAUUGUUUUAAUGUAAUAUUAAAUAUUUGUCCUAUAAUCUACACAUAAUUAUAAUAAUUCUACUUAAGAAUAAUAUGUUUUUAAAUUGCUUAAUUUAAAUAAUUUUAAGAAUAAGAAUAUCAAUGAUUUUAUCUUAAUUAUUUGUGGUUGUAACUUUAAUGAUGUAAAAAUGAACAAAGGCUGACACAAUUUAAAUUAUAACAAAUUAUAAAAUCAUUAAUUAUAUAUAUAUAUUCACAGUUAAAUAAAACAUUAAUCAAUUGUAUUGGAAUGAUUAUUUUC